CAUCUUGAUCCCCAACCACCACGACCAUCCUCGCAACCUCAUCUCAGAGCGCCCGCACCACGAACUUCAGCGCACAGCGUCUGUCGACAACAACAGCAGCACCACCGAUACUACUUGUGCGCCGCCUCUCUGCCUACUACCGCCCAUCAGCAACAGCAUCAACACCAGCGUCACCAGCUAGCCAGCCAGCCUCCUCGCUGCUACAAGUCGACAUCUUUUGCUCUUGUCGACUCGAACUUGCUCCCGUACAGUCACUGGCCUAGCCUUGCCCACUUCCCUCCCAUCCUCCUAUCUCCACACUCUCGUCGCCAUGUCAUCCUCAGGCCCUGCGCAAGGCCAAAGCGAGGCGCAAUGGAGGGCCGAGAUCAUGAAGAAUGUCAAGCGAGACGAGCGACCGCAGACGGACGACGUCCUCAAGACAAAAGGUAACGACUUCGAAGAUUUCUACCUCAAGCGCGAACUUCUCAUGGGCAUCUUCGAAGCUGGGUUCGAGAAGCCCUCGCCCAUCCAAGAAGAAGCCAUCCCCAUUGCCCUCACCGGUCGAGACAUCCUUGCACGAGCAAAGAACGGCACAGGAAAGACGGCAGCAUAUGUCAUCCCAUCUCUCGAGCGACUCAACACCAAGAAGAACAAGAUCCAAGCUGUUCUCCUCGUUCCCACUCGUGAGCUCGCUCUGCAGACUUCACAAGUGGCCAAGACAUUAGGCAAGCACUUGGGCGUGGAGAUCAUGGUCACGACGGGGGGUACGACGCUCAAGGAUGAUAUCCUCAGACUGAGCCAGACGGUUCACAUCCUCGUUGGCACACCCGGCAGAAUUCUCGACUUGGCGGGCAAGGGUGUUGCCGACCUGAGUCAGUGCACCAAUUUCGUCAUGGACGAAGCCGACAAGCUCCUCUCCCCCGAGUUCACCCCUGUCAUGGAGCAGCUGCUUAGCUUCCUCCCCAAGGAGAGGCAAGUCAUGCUCUUCAGCGCCACCUUUCCUCUUAUCGUCAAAGACUUCAAAGACAAACACAUGGUCAAGCCCUACGAAAUCAACCUGAUGGACGAGCUUACCCUGCGCGGUGUCACGCAAUACUAUGCAUUCGUCGAAGAGAGACAAAAAGUGCACUGCCUCAACACGCUCUUCUCGCGCUUGCAGAUCAACCAAUCUAUCAUCUUCUGUAACUCGACAAAUCGCGUCGAGCUCCUCGCAAAGAAGAUCACGGAGUUGGGCUACUCUUGCUUCUACUCGCAUGCAAAGAUGCUUCAAGCACACCGCAAUCGCGUCUUCCACGACUUCCGCAACGGGGCGUGCCGCAAUUUGGUCUGCUCUGACUUGCUCACUAGAGGUAUCGACAUCCAGGCCGUCAACGUAGUCAUCAACUUCGACUUCCCAAAGAAUGCAGAGACGUACCUGCACCGUAUUGGUCGUUCAGGUCGAUUCGGUCACUUGGGUCUCGCGAUCAACCUCAUCACGUACGAGGAUCGAUUCCAUCUGUUCAACAUUGAGAGGGAGCUGGGCUGCGAUAUCGGCCCCAUCCCGUCGACAGUUGACAAGAGGCUGUACGUUGCGCCGUCACUCAUGGGUGACCAGUCGCAGCCGCAGCAGCAGAAGGGUAAUGGCGCUGGUGCAGGGCCGGCCAAUGGACACCAGGCGGGUAUGCCCAUGGUGCCGCCGACUCAAGCUGUAAUGCACGCCAGCGCUAUCCCGCAGAAUGAGAACUUCACCCAGAGCGUACCUCACCGUGGUGGGCGACGACCGCAGCAGGGGCCGCAAGGAGGUCAAGCAGGGUCGCCGGCCGCUGCUCGCUCGUAGAGAGCUCGACACGACAACACGGCUUCUUCACUCAGGCUCGCUCUCUGCAACGACUCGAACCCACUACCACGCCGUGAGCUCAAGCUAAGCCAAUCGUCUCCUGUGUUUC
This is a messenger RNA of Jaminaea rosea, 1904 nucleotides long. Its product is annotated as putative ATP-dependent RNA helicase DHH1. The coding region runs from base 311 to 1795 and encodes 494 amino acids. NCBI's taxonomy places the organism in Eukaryota, Fungi, Basidiomycota, Exobasidiomycetes, Microstromatales. Gene Ontology annotation, cellular component: P-body; cytoplasmic stress granule. Gene Ontology annotation, molecular function: ATP binding; mRNA binding; RNA helicase activity. The transcript has a single exon. Gene Ontology annotation, biological process: P-body assembly; cytoplasmic stress granule assembly. The record is from RefSeq and is a predicted model, not a curated record.